UUCAUCCCUUAUCAGUCAGGGAGCUUGUCUUGAACUUGUAGGGCAGUUACUCUCUAGCGAGCCAAUCGAGCUGAAAAUGUUGUUAAUUUAGUCUCCAAUUGUCUUUCUAUCAGUUAAUAUUAUCUAGUCAUUAUAAAUUGAGUGAAAUUUUGAAUAGCAAUCCUGUGCAAUUUUAUCAUAUAACUUCGAUCAUCUGUGAUUUUGAUACUUAUUCCAUGUGACCUCGUUCACCUCGUAUCUAUUAUCAUUUUUUUCAGUGAAUCACGUCCCCGUCACGUAUCUUGCAUUUUAGCUACGUUCACUUUGUGUCAAAUCACACAAUUGAUGAAAAAUGACUGAGCCAAACACCCAAAUAUGUACGCCUGCUAGUACUUUGGAGUUCCUAGAAGAAAUAGGUAAACUGAAACACCUGAAAAGGACUGGAUGGGUGUUGAGAAAAGUCGAUGACCCAGAAACUGUUUCGGGACACAUGUAUAGAAUGGCUACCAUGACAUUUCUUAUAGAUGAUGCCAGUGAGCUGGACAAGAAUAAAUGUAUGCAGAUGGCAUUGAUUCAUGACAUGGCUGAAUGUAUUGUCGGUGACUUAACUCCCUACUGCGGUGUGUCACCAAGUGAAAAACAUCAAAGAGAAGAUGAUGCCAUGACAUUAUUGUCAAAACUAGUACCUCAGCCGCAAGGCCAAAACAUGCUCAACUUAUUCAAGGAAUAUGAAAGUCAGAUCUCCAAGGAAGCGAAAUUUGUAAAAGAGCUUGAUAGGCUAGAUAUGAUUCUGCAGGCGUUUGAAUAUGAGAAGAUGCAUAAAUCUCCUAAAAAGUAUGAAGAAUUUUUUGAUUCUACCCUGGACAAAAUCACGCAUCCUCUGCUUGUACCCAUCAAGGAAGAACUACUUCUUCAGCGGUCGAAAUUUCAAUGAAUUCUUGAAAGCCAAGAAUUCAUUGUGCGCUGAAGUGUAAUCUGUGCCUACUUUCAAACCCUUAUCAGAUCGAAGCUGUAAGAUUAUUUUCCUGCUUCGUAUUCCUUGAACAGAUGAAUCUAUUAAAUAAUAGCAUAGAGCAUUGAUACUGCUUCAAUUAAGAUCUUCAUUGAUAUAGCAGUCUUAAUUUCGAUACUACGCUUGUUGAAUUCCACUGAGUCUAUACAGCUGUACAUAGUUUGAAAAGUUUCCGAGUCAAUAUCCAUUAUCACUUAAGCUUGAGACUUCUCGUUUUAUAAUUUAAUUUCAGAUGAGCUUAAGUUGAUUGUUAGCAAGGGCUUCAUUUUGGAUGGCUCAACAAAAUUAAAUUUCAGAAAAAUUGCUGAGUAGUGUAGCAGACAAUAUAUACACACAAUGCACUUACAUAUAACACAGUGCAGCUAAGAAUCCAAGCAUCACAAAAAAUGACAUCUUUUGCUUUAACAACUUGUCAAAACCAUUUUGGAAACUUUCCUAACUAGAGCUGUCUUGUAUAUGUCAGUUGAAAGUAGGCACUAAUAAAAACGUGUAUGUACAUCAAAUUGUAAGUUAUAAUAUCGGUCAAGAUCGCUUGAAUUACCAAUUUUUUUUUUUUUUUUUUUUUUUGAAUUUUUUAAGAUGCAAUAUAAGCAAUCAUAUUUUUAUGAAUUUAAUGUACUAAAAACAUGUUGGACUCAUUCACCUACUCAUACAUCCAUUAUAAAUUUGAAACUCUGUUUAAUAUUUUCUAACAACUCGUGCUCAAGUUACUGCCAAAUGUGUACAAUUCGGUUAAACCUAUUUCAAACAAAAUCAUCAAAGACCUUAACAUGGGCGUCAGUUUAGUUAAAUUGAAGGGACAGGGGUGAAAUAAUGAAAGGAGGCAAAAUUUGCUUGAAAAUGGAGUGGCAAAAUUCAAGAAAUCUUCAGAAUACAGCAACAAAAUUUACCAAAAUGGGCCAUCCAUUAAUUAAGUCACGCUAUGAAGGGAGAACAGGGGGUCUUAGUCUGCAAGACAGAUGGUGGGAGGGAGGUUUGAUAUUGACUGACAUCCCUCAAAAAUCAAUAUGGAACACCAAUUUUUUGCAAAUUUUUUGAUAGUUCCAUCAGAGCAAUUGAAUUAGCGGAAAUCAGAAAUGAGACUUGUUAAGUUUUAAACAUCAACCGAUUUAAUUAUUUAAAUGCGUCUAAAAAUAAAAUAAUCGCCCUUCAGAAUACUGCCAUACAAUAUCAAUUGUUUACAUUAAAAUGGCAGAAAUGCGUGACAUGAUAGAGGAGAGAGGGCCUAAAAUUCUGAAUAUCAGUGACAAAAUUUGUGAACGGCCCCUUAGUGUAUGCGAUCAAAGUAGCGAUGUUCCUGCUGUGUAAACUUGAUGCCUUUAGCAAUGUCAUCUUAAUGGAUGCCACCUUUGCCACCAUUGCAUAAUAUUUUCGAGAUUCAUUAAUUCAAGAAGAUUAGUCAUUAUAAAUACUCAAAAUGACCAACGAUUUGAUGAAAAUGUUCAACUCAGACAGCUGAAAAUUGACCCCAAGUAGCCACGCACUAUGUAUCAGAUUUUCACGGCAGAAGUUGAUUGUAAGGAUGUUUUAUGUGAAACACUGAUGUUCCUUCGUUCUAAUCUUUAACUUCUAACAAUUUUGAAUUUUCUAAUUUUUUCUAUAUUUCCACAUCAUUCUAGGGCCAACCACACAUUUAAUGAAGUGUCCGGCUACUAAAUGGACCACAGCCCCAUUUAUUUCAAUUUUAAACUACAGAACUCACUAUUUUAAUUUUAGGAGCCGGCCCACAAGUCCUUUUGGGCAAUGUCUAAUUAGAAGUCUGGCAUCAGUCAAAACCGAAGUAAGAAUGAAAGAUUUAUCAGGAAAACUUUUUGUUGUUUUCACACCCGAAGAAAUUUCUACAUGAAGGUUGUCUUAAGAGUUGAAAACAGGUGAAAACUAUCCAAUAGUAUUUCAACUGUCCUAUUGUUAUUUUUUGUUUUCUUUUUCUAUCAAAUCGAAUUAAAUUUGAUUUUUUUUACCUCUACUUUCAAUGGUUCACUGUACCUAAGUUAUUUGGAUUUUAUUAGUUUUAAUGAAAUCAUUCAAUUUUGUUCCUGGAAUAUCUUUUAAGUAACAAAAUUUUUUGUAGCCACAUUUAGCUUUUAAAGCUUAUCUAAGUGCAUACUUUGAUUCUUACAAUCAAAAUAAAUUUUCCUUUAUUUUAAUUUUUAA
Messenger RNA from Bemisia tabaci, 3145 nucleotides. RefSeq names its product 5'-deoxynucleotidase HDDC2. Lineage: Eukaryota; Metazoa; Arthropoda; Insecta; Hemiptera; Aleyrodidae. The record is from RefSeq and is a predicted model, not a curated record. Gene Ontology annotation, molecular function: 5'-deoxynucleotidase activity. Gene Ontology annotation, cellular component: cytoplasm.